AUGGGUACCCCCAGCCUUGGUGCUGACUCACUGAUCGAUCAGGCUGAGUCCUUCAAGGCAUUUCUCGGCCUCAACCAGCCGGAGCCAGGAGACAGGUUCUUUCUUGUUAUGGGCCUAACAGGAGCUGGCAAGAGCACAUUCAUCUCAAAUUGUACAGGUCAUAACGUCGUUGUAGGCCAUGGACUUUAUUCAUGUACUAACUCCAUUGAUAUUAGCAACGUAUCUCGGUGCUUCAUAUGCGAAUGGCGUACGGAUCAGCGGCAUUAUAACAUUAUAUCCUAUCUCAAACAACCGAAUGGCAGGGUCAAACUUAAGGAGCCUGGCAACCUGAACGCUGUUUCCGGAUUUGCUUCAAAUGAUAAUCUCGCCAUCGUCACCACCAUGUGGCCUGAAUCUUCAAGUUCUAUCGAAAAGACUAUUCUUGAGGAGCGAGAACUCGAGCUGUUAACAAAGUAUGAGUUUUUCGGUGAUCUUGUCAACAGAGGAGCGGCAACGUUUCGCCACUAUGACAGAGGCUACAGUAAAGUAGGCUCAGCACGACGGAUCGUGGAUAGCCUGGCCCGAAAACUAAAUGGCCAUUCGCCGGGUGUGCUUCAAUUACAACGCGAGGUCGUUGAUGAGAAGAAGAAUCUAGGGGAAACAACGGCAGGAAUAGCGGCCGCCGAGUACCUAUACAAAGCUCGCCUAGAACAUGACAAUCAUCUCAAACAACUGAACACCGAGCUAGAAAGAACUUCUACAGGUUCAGAUGAGGAAUAUUAUCUUCAAUUACUGGAGCUGAAGGCUGAAGUGGAUAAAGAAAUCCAACAGACGGAGCAAGGUCGUCAAGCGUUGGUCAAGACCAUGGUAGAUCUACAUCAGACCGAGACAAAAUCGCUGAAGCAGCGGAUUUCCAACCUGCAAAGCCAGUUUGAAGCUGAAGUGCAAAACAAUGAGAUGAUGUUGCGAGACGUGCAAGAGUCUUAUGAUGCGCUUCAAAAGGAGGUAGCUCGUCUCACAAAUCACCCGCAGCAGCAACAACUUGUCGCACGUCGUACCAAACCCCAUCAAAAGGCUCUUCGAAAGGCCCAGAAAGAUGCUGAGAAAAGCCGUAGGGACCACCAGAGGGUUCAAGAGUAUACCAAGGAGAUUGUUGGUGGUGUUAUGAACGGGAUAGCUGCAAGUGCAGUUGCUGGUGGGAAGGCUCAGGAUGGUGGGCAAGAGAAGAAAUACUGA
Messenger RNA from Fusarium graminearum PH-1, 1215 nucleotides. RefSeq lists its product as uncharacterized. Bases 1 to 1215 code for a protein of 404 amino acids. The record is from RefSeq and is a predicted model, not a curated record. Lineage: Eukaryota; Fungi; Ascomycota; Sordariomycetes; Hypocreales; Nectriaceae. The transcript is spliced from 4 exons.